AUGGUUGUCAUCAAGCGAUUCCGAACAGUCUGGGGCGUCGAGUCUGGAAAGGACUUUGAGAACUGGAUCCCAUGGUUUCCUGAUCUCAAGAAGCAAGGCUACGCUGGUGUUGAAGUUGAUAUCACAGACCGUGACGCCGACAACCUUCAGCAAUUGCGAAAGAUCUUGGAUGAUGUUGGCCUAGAAGCCACUGUGCUACUACAUACAGCAUGGGCGGGAUACGUUGGAGGUAGGCCUAGAGAUCUCACGCCAGAUGUUCACCUCGAUAUUUACCGGGACAACCUCGAGCGUGCAAAGAUCUUGAAGCCUGUCAAGAUCAACGCCCAAUCCGGAGGGGAUUACUGGAGUCUUGACGAAUCGGUUUAUUUCUACCAGAAGACCCUCGCCAUCGACAAGGAGCUGGGUCUCACGGGCCUCGUCAGCCACGAAACGCAUCGCAAUAGGUCAUUGUUCACGCCGUAUGCUGCCAAGUAUAUCUUACCAAAGAUCCCAGAGCUUCGAGUGACGGCAGACGUUUCUCACUGGGUUGUCGUCUGCGAAAGACUUCUCGACCUUGGUGAGGAAGACAAAGAGAUUCUUGAUCUGCUUAUCCCAAGAGUAACCCAUAUUCAUGCACGUAUUGGCACGACUCAGUCCUCUCAGUGUCCCGAGCCAGAAGAUCCCGUGUUCAAGGAGGAGCGAGACUUCUUCGAGAGGCUCUGGCUGCGUAUUGUCAAGGCGCGAAGCAAGGAUAGUGAUCUUAUCACUUUUGUACCCGAAUAUGGCCCAUAUCCAUAUCACCCUUACGGGAGUGUCAGAACGCAUGGCCAGGUUGCUGAUAGUGAGGGUGCGAGGUUGCAGAAGCUCUUUGAAGAGAGCCUGAAGCAGUAA
Fusarium proliferatum ET1 is the source of this 870-nucleotide messenger RNA. RefSeq lists its product as uncharacterized. Bases 1 to 870 code for a protein of 289 amino acids. The transcript has 7 exons. The record is from RefSeq and is a predicted model, not a curated record. Lineage: Eukaryota; Fungi; Ascomycota; Sordariomycetes; Hypocreales; Nectriaceae.